Molecule: messenger RNA, 2928 nt
Organism: Malania oleifera
Lineage: Eukaryota; Viridiplantae; Streptophyta; Magnoliopsida; Santalales; Ximeniaceae
Product: probable cyclic nucleotide-gated ion channel 5
Exons: 8
Coding region: 347-2569 (740 amino acids)
Biological process (GO): transmembrane transport; monoatomic ion transport
Cellular component (GO): membrane
Molecular function (GO): monoatomic ion channel activity; protein binding
Source: RefSeq, a predicted model, not a curated record
UUUUUUUUUUCUUGCAAUCCUUCCAAUCUCACUCAUCCAAGCAUGCUACAAUUCAUUUAAAUUUGUCUUUUUCGAUAUUUUAAGUUUAUGUAUCAAUUUUAAAAUAAUUUCUGGUGUUUCGUUUGGUUGUUGAAGUCAAUUGGUUUUUGAUGUUGUUUAUCGUUUUCCAUGUAAAAUCAGUACGGGUUUAAUUUCUUUGACUGAGUUUGCUGAAUUUGUGAUUCCUGUGCUGUUUUCCUAAGCAAAUCAUAGCAUUCAGUGUUGUGCGUGGAAUUGUUGCCAGUGAUUUCAGAGGAAAAAAAAAAACAGAUCGAAAAAAAUUGGUGCUAUGUAAUUGUUGCCAAAGAUGUUGGAUUGUGGUUACAAGUCACAAUACAUGAGUGGUCAACGAGAGAAGUUUGUGAGGUUGGGCGAUUUGGACUCUAGAGGAUCAAUGUCUCCUGAUACUGGAGUAAGCAAAUGUGGAUUCAAUAUCGUAGGGUCAAGUCGUGUUGGUCCUGCAAGCAAUACGCCAUCUAGAUCUUUUAAGAGAGGAAUGAGAAAGGGCUCUGAAGGACUUAAGUUGAUUGGCCGGUCACUUAAAUUUGGGGUUUCUCGGGCUGUGUUCCCAGAGGAUCUUAAAGUGUCAGAGAAGAAGAUAUUUGACCCUCAAGACAAAUUUCUCCAGUUGUGGAAUAAAAUUUGUGUCAUAUCAUGUAUUCUGGCAGUAUCUGUGGAUCCUCUAUUUUUUUAUCUUCCAGUUAUUAAUGACAAAUUAAAUUGUCUCGGUAUAGAUCGAAAGCUAGCAAUCAUAGCAACUACAUUGCGGACAAUUAUUGAUGCUUUCUAUCUUAUUCACAUGGCUCUCCAGUUCCGAACAGCUUAUAUUGCCCCAUCAUCUCGAGUUUUCGGUCGAGGUGAACUUGUCAUCGAUCCUGCACAAAUAGCUAAGAAAUACCUGAGAGGAUAUUUUAUUAUUGAUUUUCUUGCUGUGCUACCUCUGCCUCAGAUUGUGGUCUGGAGAUUUCUUCAGGAUUCGGAAGGGUCAGAUGUUUUGGCUACAAAGCAGGCGUUGUUUUUCAUUGUCUUGCUUCAAUAUAUACCCAGAUUCUUUCGAAUCUUGCCCCUGUCAUCAGAACUUAAAAGGACUGCAGGUGUUUUUGCUGAAACUGCAUGGGCUGGUGCCGUAUACUAUUUGCUAUUGUACAUGCUUGCUAGUCAUAUUGUUGGGGCUUUUUGGUACUUAUUAGCAGUGGAGCGUAAUGAUGCCUGCUGGCAGAAAGCUUGUCACGAUAGUGGAGAGUGCAAUAAAAAUUUUUUGUAUUGUGGCAACCAGAACAUGGUGAAUUAUGAUGCCUGGGGCAGCAUCAGUAGGACCGUUCUCCAGUCAAACUGCUCUGCUCAUGGUAAAAAUCCUCCAUUUGAUUAUGGAAUCUUUAAUCAGGCUGUGUCAUCUGGCAUUGUUUCAUCAAAGAAGUUCAUUUCCAAAUACUGUUACUGUUUGUGGUGGGGGCUACAGAAUUUAAGUACUCUUGGCCAGGGGCUUCAAACCAGCACCUAUCCUGCAGAAGUUAUAUUUUCUAUAGCACUAGCCAUAUUUGGGCUCAUUCUUUUUGCACUUCUAAUUGGUAACAUGCAGACUUAUCUUCAGUCGCUUACCAUUCGGCUUGAGGAGAUGAGGGUCAAAAGGCGUGACUCAGAGCAGUGGAUGCAUCAUCGCUUGCUUCCACAAGAUCUCAGGGAACGGGUUAGACGCUAUGAUCAGUACAAGUGGCUGGAAACACGGGGUGUAGAUGAAGAGAACUUGGUUCAAAGUCUACCAAAGGAUCUAAGGAGGGAUAUCAAGCGACACCUUUGUCUGGCUUUAGUGAGGAGGGUUCCUCUGUUUGAAAAUAUGGAUGAGAGGUUGCUCGAUGCCAUUUGUGAGCGACUGAAACCCAGUUUAUACACAGAGAGUACUUACAUAGUGCGUGAAGGAGAUCCUGUUGAUGAGAUGCUUUUUAUCAUACGUGGUCGCCUGGAGAGUGUAACCACUGAUGGCGGGCGGAGUGGUUUUUUCAAUCGCAGUUUGUUGAAAGAAGGGGAUUUCUGUGGAGAAGAGCUCCUGACAUGGGCACUGGACCCCAGAUCUGGUUCCAACCUUCCUUCUUCUACCCGGACGGUAAAAGCUCUGACGGAGGUGGAGGCUUUUGCCCUAAUAGCUGAGGAAUUGAAAUUUGUGGCCAGUCAGUUCAGGCGCCUUCACAGUAGACAGGUACAACACACCUUCCGGUUUUAUUCGCAGCAGUGGAGGACUUGGGCUGCAUGCUUUAUUCAAGCAGCAUGGCGCCGGUACUCCAAGAGGAAGAUGAUGGAGCUUCGCCGGAAAGAGGAAGAAGAGGAGGAAGAGGCUGUAGUAGCUGAAGGGUUGGGUAGUGCCAGCGGCAGUGCUGGAGGCUCAUACAGUCUUGGUGCCACAUUCUUAGCCUCCCGGUUUGCAGCAAAUGCUCUUCGUGGGGUUCAUCGGAAUCGGAACACUAAGAGCUCAAGGGAUUUGGUAAAAUUACAGAAGCCUCCAGAGCCUGAUUUCACGGCUGAUGACACAGAUUGACUUGCAGUGUCUGAGACCGCUGAUUACUCUAAAAUGGGAAUUAUUUGGACUCUUCCAUGAUUUUACUAGCUCAAGGCUCAGAAAAAACAAAUGUACCAUAUACCCCCACUGUCCGGAUUGACACUGCAGUUGUAAAUCAAUCUUGCUUGAACAAUAGGUAAAACUAUUAAUUCUUGGGUUGCUGCUUGCUGCUUUGUCUCUGAUCAUAUUUCAUUUGGCAUGCAUCCAAGUGAAGAUCGAGUAUUUCAUAUCUAUUUCAAAUUUGCCUCGCAUUUGUAUUAUUAUUUAUUUUAAAGAUUUUCCGAUAAUUUGUAUUAAAAUAAUAUUUGGAUACUAAAUCCUACCAAACAUUACUCUUA